Molecule: messenger RNA, 444 nt
Organism: Phytophthora nicotianae INRA-310
Lineage: Eukaryota; Oomycota; Peronosporomycetes; Peronosporales; Peronosporaceae
Exons: 2
Coding region: 1-444 (147 amino acids)
Source: RefSeq, a predicted model, not a curated record
AUGACGAUCUCACCGAUCGACGUUCAUAUACGCGAAGACAUCGGCGGCAAGUACAUGGAAUUCUUCACAUACAAAGAGCUACCGUUCAGUGUGCGAGAGAGUCUCAUGGGACCACUGGAAAGGAAUGGAGAAACACAUCAUGGGCAAUGGCGGGUUGUACCAGAAGACAGCAAAGCCGUACACGAUCAUGGAGAACUUCACCAAGGAGCUGUACUCGAACACUGCUCGGGCCGACGUCCACGUCAAGCAAGUUGUCCGACGCUACGUCGAAUCGACCGCGACAUUAUCAUUUGGGUUGCCCGCCUCACACCGACGGAAAUCAAGCAUAAACUUCUGCGUGGACUGACAUACAACCUCCGUGGCCAAGUGGUGAUCAAGCGUUCAUCACGCUCCACUCCCGAACAGGAAUAUUUCAUGCUGCAACAGGGUAUCACUAGUGACUGA